UUGUAUAUGUUCUCACUCUCUUGGCAGAUAAAUAAUGCGAUACGAUACACAACAUAUAUCCCGGCGAUCUCUCCAUCUCGAGAUCGUUGCCAAUUUCGCCACAGCCUCAGUCGCAAACGAACAACGAACCAUCGAAGUUUAGAAAAUAUCUAACAAUUAAAAGCGAUCGCGCGCGCGCAUUUCCUCAACUACAAAAAAAAAAAAACGCGAAUCGCAAAUCGAAAACGAAAAUAAAUUUGGAAAUUGCAAUUGUCGUCUGGUUUUUAGAGCGCGCGUGCAUUGCCAAAAACGAAAAAUAUAUAUCUGAUACGAGCAAGGAGAAGAAAAAUAAAUACAAUUUUCUCGGAGCGGAUUAAAAAAUAAGAAAAAGGAAAAACAACGCAAAAAACGACGCACAUUUUUUCUUCAGUUCUCAGUUCAGUUGCAUGCCGCAGCGGAAUCAAAAUAUAUAUACUUGCCCGCUUACAUAUAUAAUUAUAUAUAGCUAAAGAUAUUUGGGUAAAGCAAAAGCGCCAAGGGAGGAAUAAUACUUUGAGAGGCGUUGCCCGAGGCCAAGGAAAAAAUCAAAAUAUAUAUAAUAAGUAUAUAUAGAGAGGGAAACAAAUGAAUGCAGCUAGAGUUAAGUAGCCAAAAACUAGAGCAAGGCUUAAGCUCACCACUCACCGCCAAAUCUCUGUAAUUAUAUAAUCAGAUUUUUUGGCAACAAAUUGUUCCCAAGAGAGAGAGAGCAGUGAACUGAACACGUGUCAUUAGAUUUAAAGCCCCCGACAAGCACACGAUAUAUUUAUUGCGUUGAUUAUGAGCGCUUUCGCCGAACGGAAUAUACAUUUCAAUCCUUUGCGAAAUCAGCCAACGCUUAUCGUGAAGCGCCUGAGACCGCCGGAGAACAAAAGCCACGAAAACUUGAGCAACUUGAGGAACUGAACAAGUGAGCAACUGAGCAACUUAGGAACUUGAGCAACUGAACAACCGAACAACGAAUAUAUAGCAUCUACAUCACAAAAACAACGAACUCUGCUCGCAGCUAAACCAAUCGAACCUUAUUUAUUAUAAUAAAAGCCCUUGCAGAAAUAUACGAACUAUAUAUAACAAAUAUUUAUUUAAAAAAAACACCAAAACAACGAACGAAUUUUUCUACAAAACCAACAAAUACUGCGACAACAACACCAACAACAAAAAGCAUAAAGACAAAAAAGGAUCAUCAACAUUUUGUUAGGGAAUUUUCGAAACUCUUCUUUGUAAAUACUUGAAACUAGAUUUUAGUUAUUGUUGAUAUUGCUUAGCUCAAAUAGAACAUAUAUACAUAUAUCAUUGUUGUCCAAUUUGUUGUGUUAAUUUUUAUAUAACGAGUACUAGUCAGCCGCCCAACUGUGCGUAUACGCAACGCCACGGCGUAUACUUAAUAUUUAAGCGUAGAAAAAAGUGUAGGUUAUUAGGCUAACAGAGAAAGAAAACGAAACCAAAUCGAACAAAUGAUGAAAAAUCUAAAUGGUAGAACGCAUAAUAAUGCGUGCUACCAUCCAUAUUACCACCGAACAUUGCACUUGGCACAGGUGCACAACCAGCAGCAACAGCAGCAGCAACAGCAAACAAACCAUAACGCCUACGGUUUUCCACAACGCAACGGAAAUGGAAACACUUAUGGCAAUAUUGCUAGCAGCGCCUACGCCAGCAGCAUCAAUGGCAACCAAGCUGCUGAAAUGGCUGCCAUGGGACAAAUGCAGAACUUUUUUAGCCAAGAGCAACAAGAGUACAAUAACUGCUUGUCCAUUAAUUAUUAUCAGCAGCAGCAACAACAGCAGCAGCAGCAGCAACAGCAGCAGCCAAUUACUGCGCCCACAACAGUAGCAACAUCAGCGAACAACAACAAUAAUAAUAACGAUCAUUUUUCAAUGGACGCAAGUGAAAUAGCCAGUUUUCUUGCCAGCGAGCUUUUCCUUCAGCAGCUCGGCACCUUCGAUGGCAUUCAGAGCGCUCCAACGCUGACCACGCCCACGUUGACCCCCACAACGAUGCGCAGCAUCGAGGAGAGCUUCUUUGAGAUGACCAAUGAUCCAGUGACCGCUCCCUAUCAGGCCGGCUUCAAGCCGCCGCCACUUGCUCCGCUGGUGAACAAUGGUAGCGGAAAUGGAAGCGGUAAUGGAAAUGGAGUCACUGGAAUUCCCACCACCACAGCCACGGCCACCGUGGUGGGCGUGAUUAAUCCGCUGAUAAGCCAGCAGGUCUACGAAGUUAGCAGUGUGGUGCAGGGAACCGAUUCCGGAGACUCCAACAGCUCCUGGGGCGAUGGGCAAAACAAUGACGAUCAGGACACAGACGAAACUUCAAGUGCCCACACGGACAGCACCUCGUACCAGAAUGGACACAUGCCUAGCGGCAGCGGUGCUAAUGGAGGCGUCAACAAUUUCAGCAAUGUCCUGGCGGCGGUGAGCUCCGGUCGCGGCUCCAACACGAAUACCUCGAACAGUGCCACGCCAGCGCGUCGUGGAGGUGGUCGGAGACCGAAUCGAUCCGCCAACAUGACGCCGGAGGAGGAGGAGAAGCGACGCAUUCGCCGGGAGAGGAAUAAGCAGGCGGCGGCUCGUUGCCGCAAAAGGCGAGUCGAUCAGACCAACGAGCUCACCGAGGAGGUGGAGCAGCUGGAGAAGAAGGGCGAUCAGCUGCGCAAGGAAAUGGAGUCGCUGACGGAGGUGAGGAAGCAGCUGGCCUACUUCCUGGAGGCCCAUCGCCCCACCUGCAGCAAGGUGCGCGCCGAUCUGCUCAGCGUGAACACCUGCAACGGGCUGAUUGCCCCCGUGGGACUCCUCAGUGCCGGCAGCUGCGGCAGCGGAUCGAGCAGUCAUCAUAACAACAACAGCAACGAUAGUAGCAAUGGCACAAUCACCGGCUUGGACGCCACACUGAACUCCACCGGGCGAAGCAACUCGCCGCUGGACCUCAAACCGGUAACGCUGCCCAACGACCUGCUGCUGCAAAUCAAGGAUGAGCCUUUGGAUGGCGGCCUGGAUUCCAGCUCGAGUCUUGACCAGGACGGACCGCCGCCCAGCAAGCGCUUCGCCUUGCCGCCCAUGUCCACAAUGCCGCACAUGUCCACGCUGAUGACGCCGACGGGCGCCUCCACGGGCUCCCUGCAAACGCCCAUGUCGGCCACGGCGCCGAGCGGAUUUGGCAGCGCCUUUCCCGUGGUCACCACCACCACCAACGGCAGCAUGAACAGUCCCACGCUGAACGCCCUGAACAAGGUGCCCAAGGAACGGCCCAACACGCUGGCCGUGCAGCGACCCUUCGGCAACCACAUGCACCUGACGAUGGCCAACAACAAGACCGGCGGUGGUCGCACCGAGAUCCAGGGCGUUCCCAUUCAAACGCCCUCCACCGGCGUCUUCAACUUUGAUUCGCUGAUGGACGGUGGCACCGGACUGACUCCCGUCUCGGGGCCGCUGGUGCCCAACAGCUCCUCGCAGAACAAGCAUCCGCUGGAGCUGCCCACGCCCACCGCCGAGCCGUCAAAGCUGGUCAGCUUAUAACCGGAGAGGUUACCAAGUCGAGUCAGGAUUAAGUUAAGUUUUAUAUAACUUGUUAGGAGCCGGUUUCUGAGUGUCCGAUUAAGGUGACAAUAGGUUUAACUGUCAGUUAGCUGUAGAAUAUAAACUGUGGUUUAUAAACCGUGGCUUAUAAACCUAGGUUUGUACCCGUGGUUUACUAACCGUAGUCUAAAUAGUGGUAUUUUAACCAUAGUUUAAACCUUGGUAUAUUUACCUUUCUGCAUUAACAGUCAGUUUAUCUAUUCGAUAAACCCUAACUGGACAUAGAGGACCGGAAAGCCGAAACAAUAACAAAACCAACAAAACAUUUUUCUAGUUGUAGGAGAUGUUUUCAUUUUUGUAAUUCGUAAUCUGUAAUUUGUAAUCGUAAAAGUUUUCGUUAACUUUAAUGUUUUUUGUAUUAUUAUCUUUAUUAUGGUUAAUUUAUGAUUUUGCUAUGUCUUUUUACAUACGCCGAGCCGAGCUAUGUACAUAUGUUAUGUACUUGUAUUGUGUGCAAUUUUCAAACCUUUUCAUUAGCGUGUUAUAUAUUUUUUCCAAAAGAAUAUAGAGAUGCGGAUUGAUCGUCGACGAUGCAUGAUUGAUGCCAGCGGCAUUGGUCAGGGAUUGCGAAUGAUAAGGAUUCUAGGGAGUGUAGAUUUGGAAGGAUGAUGCGUUGUGAUAUUUAUUAUAAAACGAAUACAAAAGAUAACAGAUAAACGAAAGUAGAAAAAGCUAAACAGGAUGAUGAGAUGAGAGCGCGGAGGAGCGUAAUGAAAGGAACUAAGCCGGUUUUAAAAUUGUACAUUUAAACAAAUCGCGUAAAUAUAUAUAUGUAUAUUCAAAAUACAAACUAAAUACAAUGCCUUGAGAGAGAAUUAAGAAAUGCAAACACUUUAUAUAUAUAUAUAAAAAAAGUAUAUGUUUAAACCUAAAAAUUAAUCGCGUUGAAGCAGAGUUUUAUAUUGAGCGAAAGCAAAAGCAAAUGUGAAAUGAGAUAAAUAUACUUAUUGUACUCUGUAAGCUGCAGUAGAAAACCCAAAUAUAUUUUUACUAAACGCAACGAAUGCGCUAUUUUCAAAUACCAUUUAUAAGAAAUGACAAAACGCAAAGCAAUUAUUUAAUAUGUAAUUAUGUAUUAUGCAAAAACAGUGAACUCUAGCCAUUUUCCACAGUAAAUUCUCAAUAUUUGUCAAAAAUCGAAACCGGCAGAAACUAAAUGCACUUAAAAGGGCAGAGAAAAAAAACACCAAAAUUGACAUGAAUGAAAUAAAAUCAAAUCAAAUAAAAUAAAAUCAAAUAAAAAUACCGAAAAACCUAAAAACAAAAAGAUG
Messenger RNA from Drosophila kikkawai, 4858 nucleotides. RefSeq names its product transcription factor kayak (gene kay). NCBI's taxonomy places the organism in Eukaryota, Metazoa, Arthropoda, Insecta, Diptera, Drosophilidae. Gene Ontology annotation, biological process: regulation of transcription by RNA polymerase II. Gene Ontology annotation, cellular component: nucleus. Gene Ontology annotation, molecular function: RNA polymerase II cis-regulatory region sequence-specific DNA binding; DNA-binding transcription factor activity, RNA polymerase II-specific. The record is from RefSeq and is a predicted model, not a curated record.